AUGCACAGCCUUGAUGAUAAAAAGAGGAUCGUACAAAGUGCUGCAAGUUUUAGAUAUUUCGCAUUCUCUUUAUUCUCAGAUAGAAUCCCAGCCAAAGGAGGUGCGGAGACAGUAAGAAAAUGCUUACUAGAAGGAAAUAAUACACAGCACAUUGUCUAUUUCAUCGAUCCUAUUGACUUUGGAAAUGGCACUCAAAUUGAGAUUAUCAAGGAAAUAGUCGUUCCCUUGGUUUCGAAAAGAGACUUUAAAAUUCUAAAAAGGGAGGAAUACCAACAUGACACAAAGUUCAUAUCAAAGUUAAUCAAAAAUAAAACCUUAAAUUAG
Molecule: messenger RNA, 324 nt
Organism: Vittaforma corneae ATCC 50505
Lineage: Eukaryota; Fungi; Microsporidia; Nosematidae
Exons: 1
Coding region: 1-324 (107 amino acids)
Source: RefSeq, a predicted model, not a curated record